UGAUAUUGAGAAUAGUGAUGAUGGACCAUUGAUUCCAGACAGUCGGGUUGAACCUCCAACGUGCGUCAAACGUGCCAGGAGACCCCCCACCUUUCCGAUGCAGAACCCCGCGCUCGCCAUGCGCAUGCCUCCGCCAGCUGAUGUGGAUCUGGUUGUGACCAAAGGACUUGGCAAAGGAGGUUUGCUCCGUUAUCGAAUGGGGAUACCACUAGAUGCGGAUCAGCGCACUCGGAAUGCCGCCGCAUUACACUUUUAUACGGAAGCCAAACGACUAUGCGGUCACGAUCUCUCCAUGCCGUUUUCAUGGUACGUUGCCCACGGGCGUGCUGAGGAGAUGAUUCGAAGAGUGGUGGAUGGAAUGAACGAGAAUGGUCAUGGCUGGACGCCUAGGCUCGCCCGGGAUGUCCUGAUGAAUUCAUGCCAACGUCACGUCCAGAAUGCCCGCCGCGCUGAAAACGAAGUCAGACGCCAAUCGGGGAACCCGGAUGACAAGCCACGGAGGGGACGUCCAAAGACUGGCAGGAUAGCACAGCGGCCCACUGUCCGCGAUCUUGUUGCCAAUAUGAAGGCGCUGCCGGAAUCUCUAGGCAAAGCGCCUCGUUCUUCCCCUUCUACGCCCCAACCUAAAUCUACAGAUACAACCACCAGCCAGAACCCAUCGGGAGACUUUGGCAGUGAGACCGCACGGCCAACAACAACGCCGGUGGCCACCACAGCCGCAAAACAAACCCGGGGUCCGACUGCCGGGCGCAGCGAACGGAAGGCUACAAUAGAACCACUCCGCUCGUUCCCAUCACCACACCCGAAGGUUAUCAAGUCGGCUAAACAGCACAGGGCCCAGAUGGCGCCUAUUCCUUCCAACAAUACCAGCAAGAGGACACGUCAUCAAACCGAGUCAGCAAUCGUGCCAUCCUCACAUACACCCGUCUCUAUGCCAUUAUCAGCUCCUCCGUCCUCUCAGGUUAAAUUGGGAGGACAUAUUGGCCAACAUCGCAACAGGCAGUCAAAAUUGAGGGCAGAUGAGCAGCCCCAGCAUACAAGGAUUUCUCCCACGUCCAAGUUAAUUACUAACAGCAAUACUUCGAUGUCUUCCGGAAGCGCCGUCUUCUCCGAGCCGGAAGUCAAUGUUCACUACCGCGCCGUUGUUAAUAGGAUAUCGACUUUACUGUCAAAAGCAUUCGAAUAUGACGAUUUCCUACGAGCUGUCCACAGUGCCGCCCGCAAGUCUGUCAAGGGUCCCGUGCCAUCUGCCGACAUGAGUAUAUGGUAUCGUCGAAGCGCUGGGAAAGAAGCGAUAAUAUACGAUUCAGAUGAUUACAACAAAUUUGUCGAACGAAUGGAUCAGGAUGACAUCCAGCUAGUUGAAGGAUGCGUAGUUUUCUCGCUCGUUCCUGCAGCUCGGUGGGAGCAGGAAUACGACUCUGCCGAGGAUAUUCAUCAGCGAGAACCCACCCCAACCCCGCUUCCCCGUCCCCGAUACCGUCCUUCCAGGUCCAGACAAGAUUCCACUUCACAACCUAACCACCAACGCUGAAGUAUCGGGUUCUUCUGCAGACGACCGGACCGUCAUCAAUACCACGGCCCCGAAUCCGAGAACGAAAGUUCAGUUUUCACUGACGCCCAUUUCCACUGGACAGUUUGCCGGCAUUGGGAGUGUUGAGCAGCAGACAAACCUGUCAGUCGGGAGGUCUAUCUCCGAUCAUGCAUCCGUAACCGGCAAGAACGUCACCAAAAGCACACCUAUUGCCAAUAUCCGGGUGC
Molecule: messenger RNA, 1761 nt
Organism: Tricharina praecox
Lineage: Eukaryota; Fungi; Ascomycota; Pezizomycetes; Pezizales; Pyronemataceae
Exons: 3
Coding region: 98-1534 (478 amino acids)
Source: RefSeq, a predicted model, not a curated record